Molecule: messenger RNA, 14621 nt
Organism: Chinchilla lanigera (long-tailed chinchilla)
Lineage: Eukaryota; Metazoa; Chordata; Mammalia; Rodentia; Chinchillidae
Gene: Hipk2
Product: homeodomain interacting protein kinase 2
Exons: 15
Coding region: 474-4043 (1189 amino acids)
Biological process (GO): peptidyl-threonine phosphorylation; peptidyl-serine phosphorylation; positive regulation of transcription by RNA polymerase II
Cellular component (GO): PML body; cytoplasm; nucleus
Molecular function (GO): transcription corepressor activity; protein serine/threonine kinase activity; SMAD binding
Source: RefSeq, a predicted model, not a curated record
ACACAGACACACCCACAGGGCUGAUGGCAGCAGAACGUGAAGGCAGAGAUCGCGGCAGUAGAUCUGCAAGCCAAGGGGCACUGAAGAUUGCCCACAGCCACCUGAAACUGGGAAAGCACCCAGAGCAGAUUCUGCCUCCCAGCCUCCAAAGGAACCAGCCUGCUGUCGCAUCAGUCGUGGACUACUGAACUGCAGAUCUGAGAGACAGUAAACUCUGUUGUUCAAGCUGCCUCCUAUGUGGUUCUGUCACCACAACCCUGGUAAAUGGAUACCAGGCCCAUGGAGAAACAGUGACUUACAGAACCCAGGGAGACAUGAACGCCCUGACACAUGCAGGUUAAAGUUUCCACUGAGCCAGGAAGUUAGGUGUAGGGCUGAGGCUUCCUGAAGUAGAAAGAAGAAAAGUAGCUGAGACGCCAGACCAGUUUUUGAAGAAUGAGGUGUUUGUUGUAUGAAGAACAUUGCUCCAAGGUAUGGCCUCACAUGUGCAAGUUUUCUCCCCUCACACCCUUCAGUCAAGUGCCUUCUGUAGUGUGAAGAAACUGAAAGUCGAGCCGAGUUCCAACUGGGACAUGACUGGGUACGGCUCCCACAGCAAAGUGUACAGCCAGAGCAAGAACAUCCCGCCUUCGCAGCCAGCCACCACAACCGUCAGCACCUCUUUGCCAAUCCCAAACCCAAGCCUACCUUACGAGCAGACCAUCAUCUUCCCAGGAAGCACCGGGCACAUAGUCGUAACAUCAGCAAGUAGCACUUCUGUCACGGGGCAAGUCCUCGGCGGACCACAUAACCUAAUGCGUCGCAGCACUGUGAGCCUCCUUGAUACCUACCAAAAAUGUGGACUCAAACGUAAGAGUGAGGAGAUUGAGAACACAAGCAGCGUACAGAUCAUUGAAGAGCAUCCACCCAUGAUUCAGAAUAAUGCCAGCGGGGCCACUGUAGCCACUGCCACUACAUCCACUGCCACCUCCAAAAACAGUGGCUCCAACAGUGAAGGUGACUAUCAGCUGGUGCAGCAUGAAGUGCUGUGCUCCAUGACCAACACUUAUGAGGUUUUGGAGUUCUUGGGCCGAGGGACGUUCGGGCAGGUGGUCAAGUGCUGGAAACGGGGCACCAAUGAAAUUGUGGCCAUCAAGAUCCUUAAGAAUCAUCCUUCGUACGCCCGGCAGGGCCAGAUAGAAGUGAGCAUCCUGGCCCGGCUGAGCACAGAGAGUGCUGAUGACUACAACUUCGUACGGGCCUAUGAGUGCUUCCAGCACAAGAACCACACGUGCUUGGUCUUUGAGAUGUUGGAGCAGAACCUCUAUGACUUUCUCAAGCAGAACAAGUUCAGCCCCUUGCCCCUCAAAUACAUUCGCCCAGUCCUCCAGCAGGUAGCCACAGCCCUGAUGAAACUCAAAAGCUUGGGUCUUAUCCACGCCGACCUCAAACCAGAGAACAUCAUGCUGGUGGAUCCAUCCAGACAACCAUACAGAGUAAAGGUCAUCGACUUCGGCUCUGCCAGUCACGUGUCCAAGGCCGUGUGUUCCACCUACUUGCAGUCCCGGUAUUACAGGGCCCCCGAGAUCAUCUUGGGUUUACCGUUUUGUGAGGCAAUUGAUAUGUGGUCCCUGGGCUGUGUCAUUGCAGAGCUGUUUCUGGGCUGGCCAUUAUAUCCAGGAGCUUCAGAGUAUGAUCAGAUCCGGUAUAUUUCACAAACACAGGGUUUGCCAGCUGAAUAUUUAUUAAGCGCAGGGACAAAGACAACCAGGUUUUUCAACCGUGACACAGACUCGCCGUAUCCUUUGUGGAGGCUGAAGACACCAGAUGACCAUGAAGCAGAGACGGGGAUUAAGUCCAAAGAAGCAAGAAAGUACAUUUUCAACUGUUUAGAUGAUAUGGCCCAGGUGAACAUGACGGCAGACUUGGAAGGGAGCGACAUGCUGGUAGAGAAGGCAGACCGGCGGGAGUUCAUCGACCUGUUGAAGAAGAUGCUGACCAUAGAUGCCGAUAAGAGAAUCACUCCGAUCGAAACCCUGAACCACCCCUUUGUCACCAUGACACACUUGCUCGAUUUUCCCCAUAGUACACAUGUCAAGUCAUGUUUCCAAAACAUGGAGAUCUGCAAGCGGCGAGUGAAUAUGUAUGACACGGUGAACCAGAGCAAAACCCCUUUCAUCACACACGUGGCCCCCAGCACAUCUACCAACCUGACCAUGACCUUUAACAACCAGCUGACCACGGUCCACAACCAGGCUCCCACCUCCACCAGUGCCACUAUUUCCUUAGCCAAUCCCGAGGUCUCCAUACUAAACUACCAAUCUACACUCUACCAGCCCUCAGCGGCAUCCAUGGCUGCAGUGGCCCAGCGGAGCAUGCCCCUGCAGACGGGAACAGCUCAGAUUUGUGCCCGGCCUGACCCCUUCCAGCAAGCGCUCAUCGUGUGUCCCCCCGGCUUCCAAGGCUUACAGGCCUCUCCCUCCAAGCAUGCUGGCUACUCAGUGCGCAUGGAAAAUGCCGUUCCCAUUGUCACCCAAGCCCCAGGAGCACAGCCGCUACAGAUCCAGCCAGGUCUGCUCGCUCAGCAGGCCUGGCCAAGUGGUACCCAGCAGAUCCUACUUCCCCCGGCAUGGCAGCAGCUGACCGGAGUGGCCACGCACACGUCAGUACAGCAUGCGACUGUGAUUCCCGAGACCAUGGCAGGCACCCAGCAGCUGGCCGACUGGAGAAACACGCAUGCUCACGGCAGCCAUUACAAUCCCAUCAUGCAGCAGCCUGCACUUUUGACUGGUCAUGUGACCCUUCCAGCAGCCCAACCCUUAAAUGUGGGUGUGGCCCACGUGAUGAGGCAGCAGCCAACCAGCACCACCUCCUCCCGGAAGAGUAAGCAGCACCAGUCAUCUGUGAGAAAUGUCUCCACCUGUGAGGUGUCAUCCUCACAGGCUGUCAGCUCCCCACAGCGAUCCAAACGCGUCAAAGAAAACACACCCCCCCGCUGCGCCAUGGCUCACAGCAGCCCAGCCUGCAGUGCCUCGGUCACCUGCGGGUGGGGUGACAUGGCCUCUAGCACCACCCGGGAGCGGCAGCGGCAGACGAUUGUCAUCCCCGACACCCCCAGCCCCACGGUCAGCGUCAUCACCAUCAGCAGCGACACGGAUGAGGAGGAGGAGCAGAAACACGCCCCCACCAGCACUGUCUCCAAGCAAAGGAAAAACGUCAUCAGCUGUGUCACAGUCCAUGACUCUCCGUACUCCGACUCCUCCAGCAACACCAGCCCCUACUCUGUGCAGCAGCGCACCGGGCACAACACCACCACCUUCGACACCAAGGGAGCGCUGGAGAACCACUGCACUGGCAACCCCCGAACCAUCAUCGUGCCCCCCCUGAAAACCCAGGCCAGCGAAGUACUGGUGGAAUGUGACAGCCUGGGGCCAGUCAGCACCAGUCACCACUCAUCCUCCUACAAGUCCAAGUCCUCCAGCAAUGUGACCUCCACCAGCGGUCACUCUUCAGGGAGCUCAUCGGGAGCCAUUGCCUACCGGCAGCAGCGGCCAGGCCCCCAUUUCCAGCAGCAGCAGCCCCUCAACCUCAGCCAGGCUCAACAGCACAUGGCUGCGGACCGUGCCGGGAGCCACCGACGGCAGCAGGCCUACAUCACUCCCACCAUGGCCCAGGCCCCAUACUCCUUCCCCCACAACAGCCCCAGCCACGGCACCGUCCACCCCCACCUGGCCGCCGCUGCCGCCGCACACCUCCCCACACAGCCGCACCUCUACACCUACACGGCGCCCGCCGCCCUGGGCUCCACCGGCACCGUGGCCCACCUGGUGGCCUCCCAAGGCUCCGCACGCCACACUGUGCAGCACACUGCCUACCCGGCCAGCAUCGUCCACCAGGUCCCCGUGAGCAUGGGCCCCCGGGUGCUGCCCUCACCCACCAUCCACCCGAGUCAAUAUCCAGCCCAGUUUGCCCACCAGACCUACAUCAGCGCCUCGCCAGCCUCCACUGUCUACACUGGAUACCCCCUGAGCCCCGCCAAGGUCAACCAGUACCCUUACAUAUAGACACUGGAGGGGCAGCGGGAGGAGGGGCGCGGGGUCGCUUCCGCUGAAGGUGCGGCACACCAACAGUGCAAGCGGGCUGGCGGGCAGGGUGGGGGCAGGGCGCAGAGAAACUUGAACCAGGCCGUGGAGGACUUAGAGCAGAGAACAUUGUAAAAGGAAGGGAUUGAGGAGGGGAAGUCUAUGCUUUUUAUUUUAAAAAAGAAAAAGGAAAAAAAAAAAAGAAAAGAAAACAUCAGUCAUAGAAAAACACAGCUCAUGAACCCAUUCUGCAUCAAACUGGAAAGGCGAAGAGAGCCACAGGAAGAUCCCGGGAGCGAGGGGCCCCAGUGUCUGAAGAACUUUACCUAUGAAUUUUUCAGAGAUUAUUUUCUUAUGGCAGCAAGUGACACUGAAGAAGUUGCUGUCAGGGACACCUAAUGGGAAGUCUGGUAGAUUUUUAAUGAAUUGAACAGAAGAAUUAGGGAUUUUUCCAGAACUCAAAAGCGUCAACGUCCUUCCAGGGUGUGAGGCCACGGCUGAAUUCAGGGCCCGGGGCGCAGGGUUUGGUCUGGGGGAGCUCAGUUCCGGUGCACUUGUCAGGAGCGAUGGGGAACAGCCAGGCUAGUGGGGGAGCCCUGAGAGAGGGACUGGUUUUCUCUUUCUGAGUACUCUGGACAAAUCCCUAAGCAAUGUUAUUCCUCAGAUGUCAUUAAUAAUGUGUGUUGCAAACUUUAGUUGUUUUUUUUUUCCUUUUUUUUUUUCUUUCCUGAAGAUUUAUUUUCUCUUUGAAUCAACCCCCAGUCAUGUAGCAUAGGGCUAGCGGUUGUCUCCGACACCCUAGUAGAAUGUAGCACUCGACCCUCGACCCACGUCCAACUCCAGUGAUACCAAUGGGCUGUUCCUGUGUAGUUGCACAAAAGCUGGGACAGCGCAGGCAUGGAACCAGUGCGGUGGUCCAGGCGAGCGGGUGUGCGCGUGUGGGUGCGAGCGCGGUGCCGCCUCCCUGUGUCCCCCGGCCCCGCCGUCACGGCCCUCGGUCUUGACUUCACACCAUUCCCUCCUAGUGCCUUACCGAAUGACAGACAGACAGACAGACGCGUGUGAGGACUUACUUCCACUGGUACGCAGCGGCGGGCCAAGCUUGUCAGCAGCUGCCUCACUCUUCCGUUGUGCUGUGGUAACAUUUUACUCGGGUCUUUCCUGCUUUGUAGUUUCCUCUUUGUUUCAUGCCGUUGUUUCUCUUGGGCUGUCUGCAAGCAGGAUGCCAGGGAAGCUGGCAGGACCCAGAGGCCAGAAUUCAAGGAUCUUGAGCACUGUAUGGGAGCCAGAUGGUGGCGGAUGCUUCUGAUGACAGAAAUGGUUUUUAUGGAAUUUCCCUUUGGGGCCAGAAACCCAGAGACACCGUACCCUUCACUCCUACGCUUCUGUGCCCCAGCUCUGCCAUGUGUGGGACCUGGGGUUUAGGGGUAUCACUUGGCUUUGCCAGGCAGUGGCUUCCAGCCUCCAGGCCCAGCACAGCUUCCUGUGGCCGGCUGUGGAGAGGCCCGGAGGCCAGGGCUCUGUCCCCCGUGGCCCAGCCCCUCCCUGGUGUGCUCAGACCCACACCAUGCUUUUCUCUGCCGCCAGCACCGUGUAGAAGGGCUUCCACUGUAGACAACCACCAGCCUGUUCCUGCUGAACUCCUUCCUCUCAUUGCCCAGAUCUGCCCAAGACACGUUUGGAUUUUGGUAUUUGAGGGGUCUGGUGGGCAGAAGGCGGGAAGGCCGCUGGUGAGGGUGACCGUGGUGCCUCCGCUGCACUUGGGAAAACACUCGCAGACAGUGAGGUCACCAGAGUCUGCCCUGUGCCGCCUUUGUGCCUCUGACCCCUGGAGUUUUCUCAGGCUUUGAACGCUGCAGGCGGUGUGGUGGGUGGGGAGCAGUCCCAGCCGCUCAGAGUGGACAGCUCUGAAGCUGGAAACUAACGCAGCUUUCUGUGCGGGGGCGUGCUUACAAGGAUGGCUGUGAUUGUUUGGCCCUGGCGUGGAGUCCUUAACCCACCCUUCAGCCAUGUUCCCAGGGCACAGGGGUCUUCUGCUCAGCAGCCUGUCCUCCUCUUCCCUUCCUUUACCUCCUCCCUUGCAGGCCCUGAACGAUAUACUGUGAAAGGGUUUUCGCAGCGAUGUCCACCGUCUUCAGUAGCGAAGCCGUGACUUAGCUCUUAGCUGUGAAAGAACUCUGGAAACUUCCUCACCCCAACAAUACAUUCUUACUUACCUUACGCAGAAAUAAGUCCCCAAGCUGGAAGUGGCUUAGGGCAGGCCUUGGGCCGAAAGGAAGGACAGCACAACCUGCACAAAGCUGGGCACGUGCUGGCACACAAAGAUGUGGGGGCAGCGUGGCAACAGCCCUGCUGCAGGGAGUCUCAUUCUCUCACCAUGAUCAGUACCAGCAUCAGCCGGAGGCGAGGUGGCACCCAGCCUGAGACCAGGAGCUGGGCAAUUUAGAGGGGACGAUGGAGCACCCAGCUGCCGCGGACCUGUGGGCAGCAGGUGGCAGCCGCGUUCCCUGGCAGCUUCUCGUACCGAGUCGCACGGCGUCGGCUCAGCAGCCUGCGUUUGCCACCCUGGGCAGGGCGCUGGCACGGUGCAGGUCUGCUCUCUUAGGGCAAAGAUGACCUGCAAGUUCUUUUCAUUUCCUUUUGUCUCCUUAAAGAGAAGCUUCUCACUCUUUCUCCUGAAGUUUUCUUUCCUUUUCUCCUCCCAGACAGGAGCGAAAGUUCCAUGCUGCUCAUAAUGUUAAUAUUAUCAUGCUGAUUAUUUUAUUUUUGUCAUUGCCAUUGUAAUUAUGAUUAUCAUCCCGUUGCUAUUUUAGUCAGGGUUUUAAAUGCACAUUUAUUGCAAGCAUCUUUGUGUUUUCCCUUUAAUAUUUAAACUUAUUUUAUUAUGUCUGUGAGUAUCUGAGUAGACUGGAGGGACACACAGAUGUCCAAUUUUGUCAAACAAAAAAAAAAGGAAAGACCCAGGAUUUAGGAAAAUUGUUCCUGUCAUCUCUGUUCCACAAACAGCCAUCAAGAAAGACCCACCCCAGAACAAAGUUGGAAGAAGGGUCACAACCUAUGUCUGCACAGUGCAGCCUAGGCUCUGCGCAGCUCAGUCCCCACAGUGUAUUUCCCUGGGCUCCCAGGGAGCCAAGGCCCGAGGAGGUAGCUUGUGCGUUUGGGGCUGCUGGCACGCCCCUUGGACUACUGAACCCUUAGGCAGUGUCUUCCCCAGUUCUCUCCUCUCCUGUGCAUCUGGAUCUGAUGGCUACACUCAGCCUGCCUCACCUCUGCUACAUAAGCCACACAAGUCCCUCUUUUCCCAGAGCUGGCCCAGCACCUUUGCAAAACACUCCCCUUUCUCACGAGUACACCCCGAGUGUGGCUUACGUCCCCUCCUGUAAGCCACUGGUCACGAGAAGCUGAAGUAAAAGUUGUGGGCAGCUGGUGCCCCUCGGGACAUUCAGCCCCACUCUUCUUCCGGAGGAAGCAGAGAGCCCUCAGCAAGGUCCAGCAGCUGUCCAGACAUCGCAGGCCCCGCCCCUUCAUCACUGGCAAAUGGAGACCCACAGCAUAGCCACGUAGCCAGCCCCCUGGGCUCUGACAGCCUCAGCCCAUGCUGUGGGUGAUGGGAUGCCUGUAGGCUGCCCAGCAAGCCCAAAAGCUCCCAGCCCAUAUGAAGAAAGGCUUGACACAAGCCACUUCUCUGAGCCGAAGCGAGUUGUUGGGCAGGGGAUAGACACUCGGCAGAUGUUCGUGCCACCCCGUCCCCACCUCACAUCCUCUUCUAAUCCUGAGGGCGGAGCCGUUGCGUCAGAAGCUGCAGAUGGAGAUCCCAGCAUGCUUAUUAGCACCUUACCCAAGUCCCCGCUGGGUGCUCCAGUACUGGGUCCCCUAAGCAAAGCUGCCUUCCCUCAACCAAACUCAAGUGGAGACACCCACCUCCUCCCUAUGUAGACCCCAAAUUCCCCAGCACAUCCUCUACUCUGGCAUGGGCUCCACCCUUCCUCAGGGAAGAAAAUGAGCAAGGAAAAGUGGCAGGGACAGGUCAGGAGAGACAUCCGGUUGGAGCCUUGUGAACCUCAGGUCAACCCGUUUCUGCAUGCGGAGUUCUCACUGACCUGUCUGGGCGCUGGCCCAUGCAUCUCUGCUUAGUUUGGGAGAUUUCCAGAGGAAAGGAGUGAGCAGGCCCUGGUGGGCGAGUCCGGUGUCGAUGCCAGUUAGCCCUGUGGGGUGCAGCAAGUGGUUGGCUCAAUUCAGAGGAAGGACGCUGGAGCGAACGGCCAGUUGCGUCCUGGGCUGCAUGGACAUGUCACGCCUUCCUGGUGGCUGGGUCUCUGGGGUCCGGAAGCCAGCUGUGCUCUGUCCUCCCAGCCUGAAGUACCCAGCCUGCCCAGACGCCACCGUGUCGGUCAGAAGGUCAGGAAGGGGAGCACACCUGGCAGGAUGAUGUCCCUUGACUCAGUCUUGGGAGUUGCAGACACUCAUUUUGGAACAAGCUCGUGGAGGAGGAAUCGGGUCACGUGAGCGUGUGUGAGUGGGGAGCGCAAACGUUCUUGGAAACCGGAGUGCGGAGACGAGGAAGCUUCAGGAAGUGUUGCUGAUGGUUCAUGGUCGCUAGAACGACACAGGUCCCCGCCGUUGUCUGGCCGAAGGCAGGUAGGGUGGGGCACAGCUGCGCUUGCUAGCCUGCCAAGGAGCCACCAGGACAGAAAGCGGAAAGAAAAUAGCUCGUUGCCCUCAACUAGCAGAGAGAAUGCAACAGAGAGCGAAGGCCCAUCCGCAGGCCCCGCCUGGCCCUUGGUGAGGCUGGCAGCAGCCAUUUGCCACAACACAACCCAGCCCGGGACGCACAGGCUGCUUUCCCGUCCGUGUCUUUUCUUUCUAAUGUUUGACAGAUUUUCAAAGGGGAAGCCUCAAAAUGGAGCAAGCCAGAGAUGUCCUUAUCAAAUUGGAAAGGGAAGCAAAACUGUUCCUUUCUGUAGCCAAAGAACCCUUCUCCAAGUCACAUCCAGAGAUGAGAGUCUGGCGUUCCUCUCUCUCCCUUCCAGGCAAUAAUGACAACGUUGGUGACGCAGUUCCAUUUGUCUUUCCCUUGUGUCCUUUUUAAAAUUGCUUCUUUGAUAGCAUUUAUUUUUAAAUUGCACUCAUCCUGGAGAGGAGUGGCAGAGACCCUACGACACGCUGCUACAGGGAAGGGGCGGCGAGCAGGCCGGGCUUGGACACCUCCGCUCCACGCCUCACGACAGUUUCUCAUCUCCACACCAGACUCAGAUAAAUCUCAGCCAGGCCGCUGGAGACUGGAACAUGGCAGAAUGGGAUUUAAAUGCAAAAAGAAACCUCGCAAAGGCUUUUCACGCUGUGGCUUGCUUCGCAGAGGUUUCUCGCCUCUUCAGUGCCGCUGCCCAAAGACAGGAGAGCGUGGGCUGAGCCUGGUCCUUCUCUUCAGGCUCCAUGAGAAUGUACAGCGACGUGGCCCUGGGAGCACCCAUCACACAGCCGCAGCACACAGGGCCUCCUGGCCCCCUGCUCGACUCCCACAAGCCUUUGAGAGCCCCUCAUCUCAGACCCCUGCCGGACAACAGUACACACGCUGCCUCUGUUCAAACUAGCAAUAUCCCUUAGGUAAGGACAGCAUUUGUUAAUGCUUGCAGUACUGCAGGUCUUGUGCCAAGCCCCUUAGGAGUUCAUCUCAUGGCACCAUCUCUCUCUCUCUCUGUCUCUCUCUCUCUCUCUCUCUCUCACACACACACACACACAGUUGGCAGGCAAGGCAGCUGACUUGGUGGCACGUAUUAAGGAAUACAGUGGUGGUCCAGAAUCCCCACGUUCCUAGUCACUUUUUGUUAAUCAGAACUUUACUAAAAUGUGAUUUUGCUUCACUUUUUUUCCACAGCAAAGCGUGGCCUCAUCUUUCUGAUGGCCCAUCUACCAACACGCCCACGUCCUGUGUGCCAAACACUGUGUGCGGAACUGCUCCCUGGUUGUCUUAUCUCAUUUUGUCUUCACAUUAUCCUUGUGAGACCAGCAAUACCAGUCCCUCUACUGAAGAGACGUCAGGUGCGCAGGGCUGGGAAACCGCCCGGGGGCCACCCGGCUAGUAAGCGGGGAACCAGGGCUUGAGCCUGAGUCUGCCGGCUUCCGGAACUCCGCAUGCAACCGCCAGCCUCAGCCGUUUGCUGUGUGUCUGUUGAAAAGAAAGGCUUUAAGGAAUGUCACUCUGUGCAAAAAGAGACCCUGGAUUGGAUACAGGCAGAGGGGCAGAAGUAGUUUGACUUCUAAGGAAAAUCUCUGGGGAGUUGCUUUUGAUUCCUAGAAUUCCUUUUAGAUUUCUUUCCAGCAAACCAACUAGCUUUAGUGAUGCUGCUAUAACAAACUCUUAGGAGAGUAAAGGGGAAAAAGUAUUCUUUUCUUCUUUUAAAAAAAAUAAUUUUUCUUGCUUAUAGUUCACUCUAGAAAGGCAAUACUAAAGGUAUAUAUUUUUUUCAAAAUACUAUUUUUUACUGCACUUGAUAAAUAUGACAGCUCUGAUCUCUGCAAUAGAUCCACUCUUCAGCUCUGGGCAGAACCAGAGGCAGGGUUCACACCAAAUUUGUAAAUACCAUGUGUAGGUCUGAUGUUCAGCAACGUUUUUCUUUCUGUUAAAAAAAAAAAAGAAGAGGAAAGACAAGAUGGCUUUUAGAAAGAGGAGUACAAUUAAAUUUUUCUUUCAAGACAGAUACCCUUCUCCAAGAAACAGAAAGCGACAAUUAUAUAAAUAGAAAAAUGAGCCAACUUUCAGGAACUAAAGAAGAGGGGUCUCUGGCCCUGGUAAGCGAUUAAUGAUAACGCAGAUGGAUUUUCAUUUUGGUUGAAAGGCAACAAGAAUUGAGAAAUGCUUUAGGACUAGAUUUUUAAUUUUCCAAAGAACUAUUAUCAUGUGCUAUAAAGCAUCUGCUUGGUUGUUUGGGGUAGGUUUGUUUAUUGCUUCUUUUUUCUUUUAAAAACUCUGUUGACCGGCUCCGGGCUUAUUCACCUAAACCCUUAGGUGGUUUACACAAGUUCUGGAAUCUUUUAGAACUUUGACUCCAUUGGAAGCAAACCCAUCUAGUCAGAAUUUGAGAUCCUGGUUGGUGUCAAUAGGUGUUCUGGAAUUCUGACAGAACACCUAAGGAUUUGUUUUAGAAGGUUUUAGAUACAUUAUCUUACACAAACUGUGACCUAAAAUGGCAAUAAUUACCUCAAAUGUGGGCAUUCAUCCUGGUUUUAGCCUUUUUUGAAAUCACGUAGCCAGCUUGAUCUUGAGAUUUAAAAAACUAUGAAUUCUGUGUGGGCUAAAAAUAAUGAUUAAUGCAUACCCUGGUUGUUGCUUAAGUGAAUUCUGACAAUAGUUCAUCUUUACAGAAGAAAUUAAACCGAGGAGGAGGUGAUUCUUUGUGUGUUGUAAUCAAAUAUGUUUCAACGCACACGCGGCGUAUGUGCUCUUAGCUACUGUAAAAUGCUGUUUAGCCUUCGGAGAUACCAAGUGAGUCUCACUUUAAAUGAGUAAACGAAGUAAUUGACUAUGGAUACUUCAGCAUAUUUCUGGCUACAUUUUAUAGUUAAAGUGUUUUAUAGUUUACAUUUAAACUGGUACUUUUUAAAGAAAAUUUCUGUUUAUAACUGACACCUCCAAAUCCCAGCAAUUGCCUCCGUAGGAGGAGGCCGUGUCUCCCCAAGGCAAGUCUGUUCUGCCUGUGCUGUCCUGUAGCCCAGUGUGUGCACUCCCCUCCGUAACAUUGGUGUCCAGGUGAGCUUAAGAGAAUGAGAAAGGAAGUCAGGAUAGAGUGGGAAGGGUCGGGCCCCAGCCGGGCCAGAGGUGGGGUCUCAUCCGUAUCAGAUCCACGCUUGUCUGCGGGCCCCUGACACCUUGGAAGAGGUGGCAAAAACUGACCCCUGCUCCAUUGAAUUUUUUUUUGUCUUGAUUUGAAUAUUUCACUUGUUCAUAGAUCCACUCGCUUCCACCCACUGGGCAGUAAAAAGACACUGGGAUUCAGGUGGCCCCAGAGACCCGGCUGCUACUUCCUGGGCCCCCCAGUGAUAGUCUGAGCAAUGUCGCACAAGAGAACAGCACACCCCAUGCCUGUACUCACCGGCUGGGGUUUCUGUGCAUCUGCUGUCUUGUAUUCAUUCUCUCCUUUGAACAAAAUCAGUGCAAAAGGACGCGUCUACUCUUCACCCAUGGUCAGGCGGAGCUGUGAGGCCCGGCUCAGUGGGCGUGAAAAGUAGGAUCAGUUCAGAGACUGUGAGCUGCUGAGCCCAGGGAGCUGGGGACACAGGGGCGCUCGGGCUGGUCCCCCAACGCCUGGUGCGCAGAGGGGCAUGUGACAAUGAGAGCACUUCAGGCGGACUGGGAAUGCCAGCUUCCUGAAGUCUUGCUUGGUUUUUAUUUGCUCUUGUGCCACCACCGAAAUCUGGAGGAGCUGCUGUGACCUCAGGUGUGGUCCAUCCCUCUCACAGCUGUGACCUCGAGAGCGGCAGAACCCUGGGCCCGGGGAACUCUCUGUUCCCGCCACAGCUUGGCUGUCCCCGGCCACCGCAGGGCAGCAGGGUCUCGUCUGGGUUUCUUGGUUAGGACUGUUACUGUGGAGUACUCUUAUCCACCCUCCUACCUGUCUCCCGCCUUCGUGUGUGCAUGUGCGUGUGUAUGUGUGUGUGUGCUUUUCCUUUGCACUAAUUAACCAAAUGAAUUUUGUGUCAUUGUCUUUGGGGCUCACCCAUAUUUUUAAAAACUAGAGGUAUAGAAAUUGGCUCUUUUUUAUUACUUGAAAAGUGUGUUGUAAAGAGGGCUCUGAUAUUGCUCUCUUAGCUCCCUUUCAACCAGGUCUCCAAACGAAUCUCUCCUGGCACUGCCCCCCCCAACUUUCCUUGUGUUGGGUCACUGUCCCCGUGGCCACCCCUGCCUCGCCCUGCUGUCACCACAGCCCCAUGCCCAGGCACCCGGGACUUCAGGAAGCUCGAGAGCCAACCCGAAAGGCCCCGCUGGGCUCCAGGGACGCCGGGCUGUGCGUGAGCCCCCUGGUUCAGCUGAGGAGGAGGAAGUUGGGAAGUAGAAAGUGACUGUGCCGUCUCUGUAGCCUUUGCGGCUUUGCAUGGAGCUAGAGCAUCCCCACCCCGCCCUUGCAAGGCGAUGGCCCUGUGUGCACCCCCACAGCCCUCCGUGGCCCUGCUCAUCUCAAGCUUCCUUCCGUGCUUUCCCAGGGCACAACCAUUUCUAGCCCCCAAAGCAUCUCUUCACCCUCUCCAUGUGCAUUUUUUUAACCAAAUGAAGUAGAUGAGAAAGGCACACUCUGGGGCCGCAGAAGCCCUCGUUAGUGGAAUCACUGUAUAGAUAGAGCUGUUGAUAUAUAUGUUUGUGUAUAUAUAUCAAACCAAAUUCUGAUAGGAGAAGAUAGCUUUAUGGCUGAGGAGGAAGCGGAGCCCUCUAGAGGUCGGAGCCAGCCUUAGCACGCGCGUCCCCGCUCCUUCCUUCGCGGGCCGUGGGGCUGGGCCUGGGGCCCACGGCGCUCUCUGGUCCCCAGCAUCAAGGGCACCGAGCAGGACGAGGGGUGGCCGGUCAGAAUGACUGGAAGUUUCCAUCCCAUUUUGCUUUGACCACACAUAUCGAGCUGCAGCCUGAUAUUAUAUCACAUUUCCAAAAAUGAUAUCCAUUACGAUGGAAAGAGAGCGGAUCUGUAGAAUUGUUUACCUUCCAGCUGCCCACGAGUUCAGGACACUCUGGAUGGACAGGCACACUUGCCAGAAAGCCAGGAGGAAGAGGAGGCCCGGCGACACCCGGGCCCCAGCCCUAGGCACACGCUCCCUCCCGAGGUCCCCUCGCCCAGGUCUUUCUCUACCGGCUCACCUUAGCUCAAUCUCAAAACCCCACGAGGCCCUGGUCCGUUGUGUUUCUCACUGUACGGUUUCUGUAUUAAAAGUGUUAAUCCAUGUUAAUCUGUGUGAAAAUUAUUGCGUGCAACAGUAUUUUCUCGUGUACCUCUUUUCCCUCUGUGAAUUGUCCCACUUUUCUUUUUUAUUUAUAAACGUCUACUUUUUUAAAAGACAAACCAAUGUGUUGUAGACCUCUAUGUAACUAUUCCUUAGUCUCAUAUUAUAGGUAUGUUAUAAGAAUGGAUAUUUUACUUGGCUUUAGAAUGUUUUACAAGAAAACUAAUUCUUAACUGAUCAAGUCCUUGCUACUAAAAUGCUUGUGUUCCUUCAUCAUGAUGUCGUGUGCUUCUAAAUUAAUAAUCAUUUUCGUUGUAGAAAAAUGGAGUGAAUUUAUAUUAGUCUUGGAAACUAAUAAUAGCAUUGUAAAUUUAUGAGAUGAUUUUAACAGAAAAAAUUAUAGAAGAAUAUAGUUAUUUUAAUUGUAAUAUUACUAACUGUAGGGUGAGAAGGGGGGUCCUGUUGUGGUGAACUAUGUUAUAGCUUGUUACAGUUUCUUUUGAUCAUUUUUUCGGUCUCUGAGGUGAAAUGAGUUAUUAAUUAAAAUUUGUAAACUCACAUAUGCAUAUUGUAUAUGUGUAGAAAUGUAAUCACACUUUGUCUUGGAAUUACAUUAAACUGUUUGGAGUCACUGUA